AUGUCGGUUCCUGCGACCGUCACCGCCACGUCGGCGUCGCUUUACGUCGGAGACCUCCACCCUGAGCUCUCCGACAGCCAACUCUUCGAGGCCUUUGAGGAGUUCAAGAGCCUAUCCUCCGUUCGCGUCUGCAGGGACUCCGCCACAGGGAAAUCACUCUGUUACGGUUACGUCAACUUUUUCUCUCACCAAGAUGCAAUUCGUGCAAUCGAGUUGAAGAAUAACUCGUAUCUGAAUGGAAAAGUGAUAAGGGUCAUGUGGUCACGCCGUGAUCCUGAUGCAAGGAAAAGUGGCAGAGGGAAUGUGUUUGUUAAGAACUUAGCUGAAUCCAUAGAUAAUGCGAGGCUGCAUGAUUUAUUUAAAAAAUUUGGGAAUAUUUUGUCCAGCAAAGUUGUCAUGUCUGAGGACGGGAGGAGCAAAGGGCAUGGCUUUGUACAAUUUGAGUCAGAGGAAUCUGCAAAUGCUGCCAUUGAAAAGCUGAAUGGCUCUACUGUGAGAGACAAACAGAUAUAUGUUGGAAAGUUUGUCAAAAAAAGCGACCGCAUUUUGCCUGUCCCUGAUGCCAAAUAUACAAAUUUGUACAUUAAAAACUUGGACCCAAAUGUUACUGAAGCGCUUCUUCAGGAAAAGUUCUCCUCUUUUGGGAAAAUUAUUAGCUUGGCUAUUGCAAAGGAUGACAGUGGGCUAUCGAAGGGUUUUGCAUUUGUGAACUAUGAUAAACCAGAUGACGCUAGACAGGCGAUGGAAGCAAUGAAUGGAUUGCAAUUUGGUUCAAAGAAUCUGUAUGUAGCUAGGGCACAAAAGAAGGCUGAACGUGAGCAAAUCUUGCACCAUCAAUUUGAGGAGAAACGUAAGGAAAAAUUCUUGAAAUAUAAGGGAUCAAACAUUUAUGUCAAGAAUAUUGAUGACAGCGUUAGUGACGAAGAACUACAAGAUCAGUUUAGUUCAUGUGGCACAAUAACUUCUGCAAAAGUUAUGCGAGAUGACAAAGGGAUAAGCAAGGGGUUUGGUUUUGUCUGCUUCUCUACCCCUGAGGAGGCUAAUAUAGCUGUGCACACUUUCCAUGGAUCCAUGUUCCAUCGUAAACCACUGUAUGUUGCUAUUGCUCAGAGGAAAGAGGAUAGGCAAACACAGCUGCAGCUCCAGUAUGCACCGCAACCAGCAGGGUUAGCUGGACCUUCAACUGCAGUUAUCCAUGGUGGAUUUUCACCUUACUUCUAUACGGGUGUUGUUUCGCAUAUCCCUCAAUCUGGGCUGUUGUAUCAACCUCUGGGAUUGAGAUCAGGAUAUAGUGCUCAUGGCUUUGCACCUUCCGCCGGAUCAUUUCAACAAUCACAAGUUCCUAUCGUUCCUAAUAAUAGUAGGCAGCAUAAGCAAAACAGGGGCAGGAUGAAUGGACAUAUAAAUUCUCUGGGAAAAGCUCAGUCUGGUGUGUUUAUCCCACAACUGCAACAGAAUUCUAAGGCAGCAGUCUCUUCAAAAGAGUCAAAUACUCAGCAGACCGAACAGGCUAAGUAUGUACCCAGGGAACGACAGCAUAAGAUGGAAACAAGAUCAGGAAUUUCAUCUGCUGGAGGGUCCCAGGGGUCAGAAAUGCUGCACAGCAUGCUUGCUACUACUAUUCCUGAGCAGCGGAAACGGAUAAUUGGGGAGCAUCUUUACCCACUUAUCCAGAAACUCACGUACAAUCCUAGCCUAGCUGCAAAGAUUACAGGAAUGCUUUUGGAGAUGGACAAUGGAGAAUUGCUGAAUCUCCUGGAAUCACCAGAGAUUCUUUCAGCUGAGGUUGCAGUUAGUUGA
Messenger RNA from Abrus precatorius (Indian licorice), 1800 nucleotides. Its product is annotated as polyadenylate-binding protein 7-like. Gene Ontology annotation, molecular function: poly(U) RNA binding; poly(A) binding; mRNA 3'-UTR binding. Lineage: Eukaryota; Viridiplantae; Streptophyta; Magnoliopsida; Fabales; Fabaceae. Gene Ontology annotation, cellular component: ribonucleoprotein complex; nucleus; cytosol. The record is from RefSeq and is a predicted model, not a curated record. The transcript is spliced from 10 exons. Bases 1 to 1800 code for a protein of 599 amino acids.